Messenger RNA from Pangasianodon hypophthalmus (striped catfish), 1246 nucleotides. RefSeq names its product serine and arginine rich splicing factor 3b (gene srsf3b). Gene Ontology annotation, cellular component: nuclear speck. Gene Ontology annotation, biological process: mRNA splicing, via spliceosome. Bases 167 to 658 code for a protein of 163 amino acids. Gene Ontology annotation, molecular function: RNA binding. The transcript is spliced from 6 exons. NCBI's taxonomy places the organism in Eukaryota, Metazoa, Chordata, Actinopteri, Siluriformes, Pangasiidae. The record is from RefSeq and is a predicted model, not a curated record.
AACAGACUUUAGCUCCGCCCAUUACGUGAGCACGCACGCUGCGUCAGGACGACAGGAGAAGGCAUUUCACAGCAGCGCCAUUUUGCUGAAGAAGAGUUCAAGCGCGCGGUCAGGAGAAGAAUAACGACGUCGAAAGAGAAACUACAAAUUAAAAUACCAUCCCAUCAUGCAUCGCGACUGCCCGUUGGACUGUAAGGUGUACGUAGGGAAUCUUGGGAACAAUGGGAAUAAAUCGGAGCUGGAGAGAGCCUUCGGUUAUUACGGGCCUUUGCGCAGCGUCUGGGUGGCCAGGAAUCCCCCCGGCUUCGCCUUCGUCGAGUUUGAGGACCCGAGGGACGCCACAGACGCUGUGAGAGAGCUGGACGGCAGGACUCUGUGCGGUUGCCGUGUGAGGGUCGAGCUAUCCAAUGGGGAGAAGCGAUCCCGUAACCGAGGCCCACCGCCGUCCUGGAGCAGACGCCCACGUGACGAUUACCGCCGCCGAAGCCCGCCUCCCAGGCGCAGAUCCCCCCGCAGGAGGAGCUUCAGCCGCAGCCGCAGCAGAUCUCUUUCUCGUGACCGCAGAAGGGAGAGAUCUCUGUCUCGUGACAGGAACCACAAACCGUCUCGCUCCUUCUCCAGAUCCAGAAGUCGCUCUCGGUCGAAUGACAGGAAGUGAGACAAAGAUGAGAUCCUUGAUUAUGGACGUCUCGUGUAAAGAUCAUCGUCUUUUAAACUCCAGCGUUAUGGACUCUGACUCGGACACCCUACUUCAUUAGCCUUUUCUUUAUUUUCCUUAUUUUAUAAAGAGAUCAGAUGUUUUAGAGCGGUUAUGUUUCUCACCCGUGUGUGUGUGUGUGAGCGAGAGAGAGAGAGUGUGUGUGUGUGUGAGCGCGAGAGAGAGAGAGAUGCAGAGCUUCGUUUCUCAGCUGUCACCAUUCCGUCGCCGAUCAUUUUUAAAAUCGUUUGGGUUUAUAUAUAUCUAUUUUCCCUCCUCGGUCCUGCAUGGUCAUGUGAAUGUAACGAGCAGUUCCUCCUACACGUGUUUUUCAGCAGGAGAUGUGAAGUGAACUUUUUUGUUUGUUAGUUUUUGUUUAAUGGCGUUAGGAAUCCUCUCUGUGAAUUCGUCGUGAGCUUGAGAUGGGAAACUGUACGGCACUAUGAAGAAAUGUUUUUCCCCUUCCGUUUUUUUUUUUUCUUCUCCCCUCCUCUAUAGUGUUUGUACUGUUUGUAAUGUUCAUCUAAAAUAAAAAAACUGGUUUCAGAA